AUGGUCGCCCAACCUCGCCUCAAGCUCUGCCUUAUCGGUCUCGGCCGUCUUGGAGCUCUCCGUGCCAAGAUCCUGGCCUUUCAGCAACCGCGAAUCGAGCUUGUAGCAGUGUGCGACACUAAGCCAGGUGCAGAUGAAUGGGCUGCCGCCAACCUGCCAUCCUCAGUCCAAUUCUUCCCUACUCCCGAGGAAUGCAUGAAGAACAGCGGUGCCUCAGCUGUUCUAAUCUCCACAGCGACUGCCACCCACGCCCCUCUGAUCUGUCUCGCUCUCGACUUGGGACUACAUGUUAUGUGUGAGAAGCCCAUCUCGGUGGAUAUCCUCACUACCCAAGACGUUGUCGCUAGGGCUGCUUCCAAGCCUCACCUCAAGUUCUUACUCCCAUUCUCGCGCCGGUAUGAUAGAUCGUAUCGUGUCACAAAACAAAUGAUUCAGGAUGGUCAGCUGGGAGACAUCCACGCGGUAGAAGCUUCGUGCCUUGAUCCCCAGGAUAAGAAUGCCUUUUAUGUCACAUUCUCUGAACAAUCAGGAGGUAUCUUUGUAGAUGCCGGUAUUCACCUGAUCGAUGCUGGUCGGUAUUUCCUAGACGUUGACCUGAAUAUUCCAAACCCCAAAAAGCAAGUCAACCGCGUAGUUGCAUUUGGCCAACAAGCUGUCUACGGCGCGCUCGCCCAGUAUGGCGAUGCCGACAACGCGUGGGGCUUGGUUGAAUUUGCCAACGGCAAGGUCCUUCAAACGCGUCUGAGUCGCACCAUCACCAACGGCUUUGAGGCCUCUACGCGUGUUUGCGGCACCAAGGGACAUUCGGUCAUUAACGGCAACUCGACUCUCAACCGUAUCGAAAUCCGUGAUGAAUAUGGUGUACGCACCACCUCGACUCCAGAUGCUUUCGCUCUCUAUGACGAGACGUUCAUCAACGACAUUGCAGAGUUUGCCACAUCUGUCCUAGAGGACCUGCCUCUGUCUUGCUCACCUGACGAUGCCUUGGAGGCAGGAAAGAUCGCCUGCGCUUUGCAGCACUCAUUCAGGCUUGGUGAGCCUGUUUACUUCGACGAGGAGGGCCAAGCAAUUCUUGAGCCUCUGCAGACAAAUGGAUUGAAGAAGGGUGUCUAG
Messenger RNA from Fusarium sp. VM40, 1113 nucleotides. NCBI's taxonomy places the organism in Eukaryota, Fungi, Ascomycota, Sordariomycetes, Hypocreales, Nectriaceae. The record is from the annotation of a GenBank genome assembly.